AUGAAAGACCAUCCGGUUAGUGGAAGGGUAGAAGGUUUAAUACAUGCAGCAGGAUUCAGCGGGAUACUGCAAACUGGGUACAAGUAUGUUGACCACGCGUUAAUAACCGCGUUGGUUGAGAGAUGGAGGCCAGAAACUCACACGUUUCACCUCCCUUUUGGAGAAACGACCGUGACAUUACAGGAUGUCAACGUGUUGUGGGGGCUACCGAUAGAUGGGUUGCCUAUUUCUGGGGCUGACACUGGGUGCACAAUCUUUCCUGAUAAUGCAAACAGCCUAAUUGAUGUCAAAUUUUUAGAUUUUCUGGUAGACUUGCCCGCAUGUUCGGGAUAUAGUUGGGGCGGUGCUGUGUUAGCUCUCCUUUACAAAAACCUUUGUAAUGCUACAGCACCUAAUGCUAUAGCCAUUACUGGCCCAGUUGCGCUUCUACAAGUGUGGGCUUGGGAGAGGUUUCGUUGUUUUGCUCCUGCUGUUGCCCGGUUCCAGUACAAUGCCCCGUUAGCUGCUCGGUGGAAGGGAAGCUUAACGUGUACAGAUGUUUCCACACAUUGCCUGAGAACAUAUAGAUCUCAGCUGCAAUCAAUGACCGAGGCAACGUUUAAUUGGAGACCAUACGACGACAUUCUCGGUAGACUCCCCGAUAUAUGUCGGAGUGGUAUGGGAAUUUGGCGGAGUUGUUGCCCUUUGCUAUGCUACUCGGUUGUGGAGAAUCACUAUCCUCAACGAGUGAUGAGACAGUUUGGCAUGUUCCAGUACAUACCUAACCCAAUUGCAAUAGAUCAUAAUGAGCAUGCCAGACUUCAUUCCAUGAACCGGAGUGGGAAAACCGGCUGGAACUGGUUAAGUCGUCACGCACCGUAUGUUAGUCAGUGGGAGGCACGUCAUCAAAACUUAGUGAGGGGGGAACUCAUUACAUCUGUUGGAGUUGCCAACGAUUACAUGUCGUGGUACAUGGAACAUACGUCGGAGACGAUGGGUCUAAUUCACCGAUCUGAAGAUGUGGACGUUAUUCAUGGUGCGGCUUAUCGGGCCCUUGAGAUGUCUAAUGUUCCACAAUACACACAAUAUCCGACUCAUCUGUCACAGGAGCCGGUGGACCUUGUUUCAUAUCCUCGUACACAGAGGGUAGGCAGGCACCGACGUCGUGCUCGUGGUGGUACAAACGUUGAAGAGGCCGGAACAUCAAGUUGGGGCCCAAACUUCGAAACAGGAGGGGGGAUCAGGAUCCGGUGGUAA
Molecule: messenger RNA, 1236 nt
Organism: Helianthus annuus (common sunflower)
Lineage: Eukaryota; Viridiplantae; Streptophyta; Magnoliopsida; Asterales; Asteraceae
Product: serine/threonine-protein phosphatase 7 long form homolog
Exons: 5
Coding region: 1-1236 (411 amino acids)
Biological process (GO): meristem development; meristem maintenance
Source: RefSeq, a predicted model, not a curated record